UCUUUUUUUGUAUACAGGUAAUCUUAACUUUGAAAGUAAAAAUUUUCGAGCCUUGUGUGACCCCGAUGGACCAACGCCAUGCUGCUUCGAGUACAAGUGUGUCAAUAAAACUGUAGGCCAAUGUAACUGCAGCACUUGUUUUGAUCUGAGGCGGGAAAUACACGCCGACUUCGGCUCUUAUGAGUUAAAGGAUCCGGCAUGCAAGAUGACCACCUUCGAGUCAAAGGCAGAUGUAUGCUCGUUGCUACAGAAUAUAUCGAUCGAUUUCGUUGGAGAUUCGCUUGUUCGACAGAUUUACAUCUCAUUCUUGUCGAAGUUGCAACAUCAAUCUCUAAACAAAGCGGAAACGUCAAACACAUCCAUUAGUGGUGAAUUUGAGAUUUCAUAACCAUCACAAAUUGACAAAACCAGGAGAAGAAGAAAUCAACAGAACUAUAACGGGGCUUGUUGGAAAACAGUACUCCAUUCUUUACAUUGGUCUGGGUUUGCACGAGGACCUGAAUUUCGAAUUUGUACAUGAAAGGGUCGUGAAGCCAAUGGUGAAGAUUGUUGGAAAGAACCAAUGGCCUAAGAUCAUAUGGGCCACCCCGCACUCCCCAGGCCCGCUCAAAACGCCGACGUUCACAAAGCAGCAGAAAGAUUCAGUCAUCGCUUUCAAUAAGAAAAUGCAUAAGGUUUUGAAAGGUUAUAACAUCCCUGUCUUGGAUACAUUUCCCUUGACCACGGAUAUAAUAAGUUAUGAUGGUGUACACUAUGGAAAGAGGAUCAAUGACAUCAAAGCGCAAGUUCUGCUGAAUCUUAUUCAAAGACUUAGAAACAGUGGUUGGUCGAGUGUGUGAUAGAUGCAAGCAUGCUCAUGUGUGUGUGUGUGUGUUUGUUCGUCUGUGCGUUUAUGGAUGUGUCAACUGGUGCGCAUUGAAGGUAAAAGCAUAUAAACAGCAGAAAAUCAUUCAAA
Molecule: messenger RNA, 955 nt
Organism: Aplysia californica (California sea hare)
Lineage: Eukaryota; Metazoa; Mollusca; Gastropoda; Aplysiida; Aplysiidae
Source: RefSeq, a predicted model, not a curated record